GUCGUCGUAUGUUCAUGGUGGAAAGAACAACAGAAAUGUUGUAUGCUUUGCCGAGCCUGACAUAUUUGCAUACCCGCUGUAACCAGCCACCUGGAAAAAACUCCCCUGUCGAGUAUGAAAAACCUGUUGUCGAGACGCGGACUGAGGAAAGGGAUAUUCAGACUGCAGAUGUACUCACAACGUAAAGGACGAUACAUGACACGAGGGUGUGAUCACGUGAACAUGAUGAUAUUUCCAGGCGGACACCGGGCUGGAUUCUUGUUCAAGCUUCAGUCACAAUGAAUUGCAGUUACAGGGGAUGUUUCUUUAUAUGCCUGGGGACAACUUUGGCUUGUGUAGCUUUAUAUUUGAAAAUGGAUCAAUCACUGGAUGUGUCUGUAGUGGAAGGUUUCAUGUCAACAACACCUGACGUCUCUCAAAAGCAUUCUCUCGUGCUUCAUAGACAGAGUGUGAACAAUACGUCAGCAGGUUCACCAAACGGAACGUUAAAACGUACUGAAGCUAACGUGAAGCAAGUAUCCCUCUUGGAAGUCUCUCAAAAGCAUCCCCUCGUGCUUCAUUGGCAGAGUGUGAAGAUUACGUCAGCAGGUUCACCAAACGGAACAUUAAAACGUAUUGUGUGGAUGAACGUCCCGCCUUGGUUCACGACUGCAAAAUCCUUCGACCACUGUAACGUUCGUUCGUGUGAAAUAAGUACCAGCGAGGCACUCAUUUCAUCAGCUGAUGCUGUUAUUGUCCAUGGUGUGCAUUUGCCUGCUUCAAAACACCCAAACAAUAACAUGGAUCAGGUAUGGAUUAUGUAUGGAUGGGAAUCUCCUCUUCACUAUUAUUCAAACACGAUUUUCCGUUCUGAUUGGAAUGGACGUUUUAACUGGACAUUGACGUACCGUUUGGAUUCGGAUAUACCCUUUCCUUACAAUAGGAUCUUGUAUACAGGAGGCACUGUGAAUAUAAGUGAUGUUCUAAGACGAAAAAGCCGAUCAAUAGCUUGGUUUGUUAGUAACUGUGGUACACCGUCAAAGAGGGAAGUGUAUGUUCAAGAACUGCGAAAACAUAUUGAUGUUGACAUUUAUGGCGCCUGCAGAUCUAACAAGAGCUAUGACUGCCCGAAAGAACUGUCCCUCGGGUGUAUUAGUCUCUUAAACACCACGUAUAGGUUUUAUCUUUCGUUUGAAAACUCCCUAUGUAAAGACUAUAUCACAGAAAAGUUCUACAACACGUUCAUGACUUCAGCUAUUCCCAUCGUUCGUGGAGGCGCUGACUAUGCACGUCUUCUGCCAGAAGGAACCUUCAUCAACACGGCAUCAUUUGACAGUCCCAAGAGUUUGGCGAACUAUAUCAAAUAUUUGGAGAGAAAUGAGACAGCUAUGGGGGAUAUUCUUGCAAAGAAGCACAAAUAUGAAUACAUUCAUUCAGAAAGUACGGAGUUUGAUUGGAGGUGUCAGUUGUGUGCCAAGUUACAUGGUAAUAUUACAAGAAAGCAUUACACAGAUAUGAAACAGUGGCUUAAGACCGGAAAAUGCAUAGAACGGCCCAAAGAUCUGCCGUAACGUUAUGUAAUGUAAGAAGCUUGUCACAAUCACUUGAUUACAUGCCGUAAAGUGUUUUCAGUCAGUUCUAGGAAUACACUCUGUUCCUAUGACAAGAGUGAUGACUAAGAGUGAUCGUCAGCAGUCACUGUACUACUCUGUUUUCCCUACUGCCUAGCCCUCCCAGAAGUGCUAAGGUUCUGAAUGAGGCAAGUCUACACUUCCUCAGGUUCAGGAAUCUCCCAUCUCACCGAUUUUCUUUUUCAAUUUAGAAAUAAUUAUUUGGGUCUGUCAAAAACUAAGUGUCAGUCAACAUGACCUUACAGAUUGUUUGCUAUGCGACCCUCACGGCUUGGCUAUCUGUCCUUCACAUAUAUCUGCAUUGCAGGUGUUUGAAAUAAAGAGAUAUAACUGUUA
This is a messenger RNA of Haliotis rubra (blacklip abalone), 1946 nucleotides long. RefSeq names its product glycoprotein 3-alpha-L-fucosyltransferase A-like. Gene Ontology annotation, molecular function: alpha-(1->3)-fucosyltransferase activity. Gene Ontology annotation, cellular component: membrane. The transcript has 3 exons. The coding region runs from base 279 to 1550 and encodes 423 amino acids. Lineage: Eukaryota; Metazoa; Mollusca; Gastropoda; Lepetellida; Haliotidae. The record is from RefSeq and is a predicted model, not a curated record.